GGCCCGGUUGGGCGGCGCGGUGCUCACAGCGGCAGCGGCAGUGUUUGUGUGUGUGUGGCGGCAAGAUGGCGGCGCGUCCCCCUUACCCCGGCACUCCGCCACCUCCAGGGGCGCCGCCUGUGGCCCCCCAGAGGUAUGGAGCACCUCAGGGGGCACAGGGAACACCCAUGAGGUACCCCCAGCAGAGUUACCCACAGAUGAAUGUGCAGCGUGCCCAGUACCCUCCAGUGGGCAUUGGAGGGCCUGGAGGGAGUCCUGCGGCAGGCAUGCAGCGCCCUGCUGGUGGUCCGGGCCAGCCCUACACUGGAGGCAUGGUGCGGCCACCCCUCUCUCAGACACCCGGCUCCAAGCGACCUGCCUCCUCUGGUUCAUCAAAGAGUGUGUCCCGCAGUGGUGGAGGGGCAGGUGGUGGGCCUCCUCCAGGCCAGAUGCCUUCAGACUAUGGCCAUGUUAGUUCAAAGAAGAAGAAGAAGCUGGCAGAGAAGAUCCUCCCACAGAAGGUGAGGGAUCUGGUGCCUGAGAGUCAGGCAUACAUGGACCUGCUGGCCUUUGAACGCAAGCUGGACGCAACCAUCAUGAGGAAGAGGCUCGACAUUCAGGAAGCACUCAAGCGCCCCAUGAAGGUGAAGAAGAAGCUGCGUAUUUUCAUUUCCAACACGUUCUACCCAGCCCGUGCCGAGGGCGGCGAAGGGGAUGAUGCCUCAGUGGCCUCGUGGGAGCUGAGGGUGGAGGGGCGGCUGCUGGAGGACCAUAAGCCCCGGCCUUCCCAGAAUGACCCUAGCAAGUUGAAGCGCAAAUUCUCCUCAUUCUUCAAGUCACUCGUCAUAGAGUUAGAUAAAGAGCUUUACGGGCCUGACAAUCACCUGGUGGAGUGGCACCGCACUGCCACCACUCAAGAGACAGAUGGAUUCCAGGUAAAGAGACCAGGAGACAAGAAUGUGAGGUGCACCAUCCUUCUGCUCCUCGACUACCAGCCUCAUCAGUUUAAGCUGGACCCUCGGUUGGCACGCCUGCUUGGGGUGCAUACACAGACCAGACCUGUCAUCAUCACUGCUCUGUGGCAGUACAUCAAGACACACAAGUUGCAGGACAGUCAUGAGAGGGAGUACAUCAACUGUGACAAAUAUCUGGAGCAGAUCUUUGGUGUCCCGAGGAUGAAGUUCGCUGAAAUCCCAGGGCGCCUCAACCAGCUGCUGUUCCCUCCUGAUCCCAUCAUCAUCAACCACACCAUCUCAGUGGAGGGUGUGGACCAGAAGAAGACCUCCUGCUACGAUAUAGAUGUGGAGGUGGAUGACAAUCUGAAGACACAAAUGAACAACUUCCUGCUCAGUACCAACUCCCAGCAAGAUAUUCAGACACUAGAUACAAAGAUCCAUGAGACUGUGGAGACUAUCAACUCUCUGAAGACCAAUCGGGAAUUCUACCUCUCCUUUGCCAAAGACCCACAGCAGUUCAUUCAGAAGUGGCUCAUCUCACAGAACCGGGACCUGAAAACCAUGACUGAUGUCGUGGGCAACCCAGAGGAGGAGCGGCGAGCACAGUACUACUACCAGCCCUGGAUGCACGAGGCUGUUAAUCGCUACUUCUACUCCAAGAUACAACAGAAGCGGGCAGAGUUGGAGCAAGCCCUUGGCAUUAGGAACAAUUGAGCUCCUUGUAUGAUGUAAUCUCUACAUUCUAGAGCCUUGUGCUUCACAAAUGGUGUCACUACAUUAAGAUCUUUCCAGUUAGAUUAAGGCUGCCGUAAUAUUGUAAACUUUGUAUGGUUUCUCGUGUAGCUGUAUGGUAUAUCUAAAUAAAUUUUUUUUUUUCAUAGAA
Molecule: messenger RNA, 1818 nt
Organism: Scylla paramamosain (green mud crab)
Lineage: Eukaryota; Metazoa; Arthropoda; Malacostraca; Decapoda; Portunidae
Gene: Bap60
Product: brahma-associated protein of 60 kDa-like
Exons: 10
Coding region: 66-1649 (527 amino acids)
Biological process (GO): regulation of transcription by RNA polymerase II
Cellular component (GO): nucleus; SWI/SNF complex
Molecular function (GO): transcription coregulator activity
Source: RefSeq, a predicted model, not a curated record